Colletotrichum destructivum is the source of this 3443-nucleotide messenger RNA. Its product is annotated as Putative SH3 domain-containing protein. Gene Ontology annotation, molecular function: protein binding. The coding region runs from base 809 to 2590 and encodes 593 amino acids. The transcript has 5 exons. The record is from RefSeq and is a predicted model, not a curated record. NCBI's taxonomy places the organism in Eukaryota, Fungi, Ascomycota, Sordariomycetes, Glomerellales, Glomerellaceae.
CCCGUACCUCCUCUGGUCUAAUUCCCCUUCCCUUUCUCUCCCGCGCGUGAGUGUUGUGUGUGUUUGUACCAGUGUGUGGUUGCCAACAACAUCGUCCCGCCAAAGAAACGCAACACCACCACCAUCGUCAACAUCAUCAUCAUCAUCGUCACCUUUUCCCUUCUUCACUCGUCUCGAACGAGCACAGACUGUAACACGUCGACUUAUCCUACACUUCGAAUGCUGACUGCAUCCUCUUAAUUUUUCUCAUUCCAUUCUACCUAGUCUGUGUGUGCUGUUUUCCGAGUGCACUUUUCGGUAUUCAACCUCCGAGAACCGAGUCCGAACCACAGUCGACCUCCUUCCUGCAAUGCGCUGAGCUUGCCUUCCGAAGACCUUUCGUACAUUCUGCCAAUUCGUCAAUCGCGACCCGGGCACCCGAGUGUUCGCCAACUUCCUUUCGCGGUACCCGCCUGUCGUCGUUCCCUCGAUUGAUGUCAAUCAUCUGCACACCCACACCCGAGUCUUCUGUGUCCUGUUUCAAAACAGUUCGAUUGUUAUCGAUCCCGCCUCUCUCACACAUCAAUCAGACGCCUAGGAAUCCCCCCCUUUUUUUGGUUACGACCAUUACUCGCCAAACAUCACUCGGAGCGCUCUUUACUAUCGUCGGCCUACAUUUGCGACAAAACCCGUUGGAGUCGACUAGAGAAGAAGUCAGCUGACUAGACCACGAGCAGCGAGUUGUCAGGAAGACAGUCAUGAACUAGAUUCUCUCUCGGUGACCAACUUUUACUCGACACCUCCUAAGUUGGGGGCCACCCACCACUUGAUGAUAUCUUCCCCAACUACUCUGAAGAGAAACCGCACAACCGGAAGACCAAACAUGGGCGCAACGGCGAGGAUAGCGCUACUGUCAGCGCUGUCGAGUUCAGCACUUGUUUCGGCACAGUCAAACUGUGUCUCGCUCCAGGGCUCAACUACCUGCUCUGCUUUCCAGUCAGCUUCCGUUUCGACGACAGGUUUCGUUGCAGGAAUUUUCCCCUUUUUACAGUUUGUUUCGAAUAGGGAAACAUUCGACCAGCAGAUGCUGUCAUAUAUUGACACAACCUACGUACGAGAGAAAUAUCAAACAUUGCUUGGCUGCAGCAGCGUUAAUCUUACUCAACCGGAUGAGCUGUAUGCCCGUUUCACCACCACAGUCAUCUGUAACGCCAUCGUCCAAAACUCGAUAGACACGUGCAACCUGACUGCGGCGAAUUCGCGGCCAGUUUGCGCUGACACAUGCGCCGAAUUCGCGCAGAGCGAGGCACUGCUCACUUCGGACAGCAGUCUCUGUGGUAAUCCAGGCAGCAACCUCAUGAAUCAGAUCAGGGCCGACUUCACAAACUGCGCUCUUCCCGCCGACUCUUUAUCGUCUUCAAACUGCAUCCAGGGCAUCGCCAAUGAGCGCGACAACUGUGGCUACGGUAACAGCACUGUGGGACUGUGCUCCUACUGCGCAUCUGGCGGUAUUAACUCGACCGACACCUGCUGUUACAACUCGAACAUCGAUGAACGAUGCGCCGGUGUCACUUUACCUUCCAUCUUCCCUACCAUGACGUUCGCGCCUCCGACAGCGACAGCAACACCGACGCCCUCGAGUACGGCAGCUGCAGCUGCGGCCGCAGGACUGUCUGGCGGUGCGAUUGCCGGGAUCGUGAUUGGCAGCGUGGCUGGCGCGCUGCUGCUCGCUGGACUCAUCUAUGCAUGCAUCCUACUUGCUAGGAGACGAAGGCGUGGAAGCCAGAGCGGAAGCAUUUUCAACCAACCAUCACCCUCUAGGCAAGGGCCAUCUACCGCUAAGAUAUCACCGGUCCAGACUACGAGUGGAUAUGAAGUUUUGCCCGGCGGCCGCAUCGCCCGCAUGUCGGCUUUGGAGAGUGCAUCGGAUCCUGCCCCGGCCCCUCCCAGUCGCAGCAGCGGGCCUCUCGCAGCAGCAGCCGCCGUCGGAGGCGCAGCAGGCUACAUGACUGGCAGAAGAAGAGGCGACGACCCGUCUUCGUCCGAGUUUGGAGACAGCCCCGAGUCGGAAACCAGGGCCGGCGUGUUACGGCCCCCUCCAACUAACAUCAGGAGGACAGGUUCCUUGUCAAGCAGCUCGGUCCUCGCUGAUCCUCAGUCGCCAACAAGCGCUGGAAUGUCGUCCCCGCAAGGCAUGGCUAGCCAACAGUCAGAGCAACUGCCUUUUUUCAAAGAUUACUACUCUCAAGAUGACAUCCAUCCGGGCGAUAGAGUCGCCACCUUGUGGGCUUACCAUCCGCGCGCGCCGGACGAGUUCUCUCUCGAACGCGGUGACAUGCUUAAGGUGGUCGGAAUCUGGGACGACGGCUGGGCGACGGGUGUUCUGAUGGACGAGCACGCCGACGAGUGGGAAGCUCGCCGACAAGCUCAACGAGACAGUGGCGUUUCCAACACGUCUGGCCGACAAGACCCUUCACCGCCCGUCAGCGGCGAAAUCAAAGCCUUCCCUCUUGUUUGUGUUUGCUUGCCAGAACACUGGCGGAAGACUAUCGAGGGCGACCUUUCGACAGAAGGCUCCAGCGCCCACCAAGGCCAUCCAUCAUUCUCAUGAGAUGCGCACAGAUCUGGAUGAGUUUUGUAUACAUCCUGACGACAAUAGCUGUCUUUUCAGCAUUGGCUACGGCGUUCGGACAUUGAGCCAGCAUUGACUUCAACAUCUCAAAGACGAUCAACUUCCUUAUGCAAAAGCCCGGCCAGUAACUCUUAAUGAGUCGUGCAAUACGACUUCAUGAGCGGCAGUCCAGCCAACUCUCUCUGGGCUUUCUGUUUUGCACAUAGACACGAGAUAUUACACUUUGCCGACGACACGCGCAUGAUGUUCCCGGUCCUAGACGGAAGUUUCUUUCUUCAACGCGGAAUCGCCUCGGAUCAUGAUGACGGCACGGAGGCUUGACGGACGACGAACUUCAGCACCCGAUGCGAGUCGAUUUGACGAGAUUACGAUACGCGAUCCUAAUUUAUGAUGACAACGCACGCACUGUGCCCUCCCCCUUCAAUUCGACUAUUCGACUUAUAUACCCAGGGUGCGGCGACGAUAUGCUGGUGUUUGGAGAGCAAAGAGGUCGGGGAGGGCCUCUGCAGUUUUACCUAAUGACGAACUCUUGGGGUGGAAUAGCUGAGUGUGUCUUGGUCCUGCCCACCAGUUGGCCAAGGUAAACUUAGGACCAGAAAAGGGACGAGGACCGGCCGGAAACAGAGGGGCGGGACCGCUCCAGAGAGGAUGUUGCAAAUUUCGGAAGGUCCGCAGACAUUCUCGUCACCGACCUCGCGGAUCGAAACCUCUGUUUUUACACUUGGCAAGACAACAUUACUUGGUGUACCUACCUAUGCCACUGGGCAGCCACUCAAUUUCUACCUAGCCCAAAUAUUAAAGAGAGUUUUCUAAACCAGCACAGCACAAACAA